AGCAGCAGCGGCGAGAGGAGGAGGUGGAACGGGAAGAAAAAGAAGUGCAAAGGAGGUCAUAUCGCCAUAUUGUGCGCUUUAGGGAUGAGCCACGGUAUAAAAAGGAGCGGACGGCGGCUCAUGGCACCGCAGUCGGCUUCAGCCUCUUCUCAGUGCACACUCGCGCCCCACACACCCCGCCGCAACCAUGAACACAUUGUGCAGGGCGGCGGGGUGUUGCAGGUGGUCCUGAGCGCGCUGCUGGCCGUGGCGCUGGCCAAGCCGCAGUUCGGCGGGCGGCCCGGCGUGCGGCCCGUCACGGGAGGCAACCUCAACGACGUGCCCAUCGUGCGCCAGGCCAGCGACGUGCGCCCCGACGGCUACAGCUACAGCUACGAGACGGGCAACGGCAUCCAGGCGAACGAGGAGGGCGUGCUGGAGAACGCCGGCAACCCGGAGCUGGAGGCCAUCAACGCGCGCGGCGGCUUCUCCUACGUAGGCGACGACGGCGUCACCUACACCAUCACCUACGUGGCCGACGCCGCCGGCGGCUUCCAGCCGCAGGGCGCGCACCUGCCCACGCCGCCCCCCGUGCCCUGA
Gryllus bimaculatus (two-spotted cricket) is the source of this 579-nucleotide messenger RNA. The record is from the annotation of a GenBank genome assembly. NCBI's taxonomy places the organism in Eukaryota, Metazoa, Arthropoda, Insecta, Orthoptera, Gryllidae.